This is a messenger RNA of Mandrillus leucophaeus (drill), 1964 nucleotides long. RefSeq names its product acyl-CoA thioesterase 12 (gene ACOT12). Lineage: Eukaryota; Metazoa; Chordata; Mammalia; Primates; Cercopithecidae. The transcript is spliced from 14 exons. Gene Ontology annotation, molecular function: acetyl-CoA hydrolase activity. Gene Ontology annotation, cellular component: extracellular exosome. The coding region runs from base 24 to 1565 and encodes 513 amino acids. The record is from RefSeq and is a predicted model, not a curated record.
GGCAUUGCACUCUAGCCCUGGCCAUGGAGCGGCCGGCAUCAGGCGAGGUGCUCAUGAGCCAGGCCAUCCAGCCGGCGCACGCCACUGCCCGCGGUGAGCUGAGCGCCGGGCAGCUGCUCAAGUGGAUCGACACUACCGCCUGCCUGGCGGCUGAGAAACAUGCUGGAGUUUCCUGUGUUACAGCCUCAGUGGAUGACAUACAGUUUGAGGAGACAGCUAGAGUUGGACAAGUUAUAACCAUCAGAGCAAAAGUUACUAGAGCAUUCAGCACAAGCAUGGAGAUCAGUAUCAAGGUCAUGGUACAGGACAUGCUCACUGGCAUUGAGAAGCUUGUUAGUGUGGCUUUCUCCACAUUUGUAGCCAAACCAGUUGGAAAAGAAAAGAUUCAUUUAAAACCAGUCACACUUCUAACUGAACAAGAUCAUGUGGAACAUAAUCUGGCUGCUGAGAGAAGGAAAGUUCGAUUACAACAUGAAGAUACCUUUAACAAUUUAAUGAAGGAAAGUAGCAAGUUUGAUGAUCUCCUUUUUGAUGAAGAGGAAGGAGCGGUUUCCACAAGGGGCACCUCUGUUCAGAGCAUUGAACUGGUCCUCCCACCCCACGCAAACCAUCACGGAAAUACAUUCGGUGGCCAGAUUAUGGCUUGGAUGGAGACGGUGGCUACUAUUUCUGCAAGCCGCCUGUGUUGGGCACAUCCCUUUCUGAAGUCCAUAGAUAUGUUUAAGUUCCGGGGGCCAUCUACAGUUGGAGAUCGUCUUGUCUUCACUGCCAUUGUCAACAAUACAUUUCAGACCUGUGUUGAAGUUGGAGUUCGCGUGGAGGCCUUUGACUGUCAGGAAUGGGCUGAGGGCCGAGGGCGUCACAUCAACAGUGCUUUUCUCAUUUACAAUGCUGCUGAUGAUAAGGAAAAUCUCAUCACGUUUCCCAGAAUUCAACCCAUUUCAAAGGAUGAUUUUAGACGCUAUCGGGGAGCUAUUGCACGCAAGAGAAUUCGCCUAGGCAGGAAAUAUGUUAUUUCCCACAAAGAAGAGGUUCCACUUUGCAUACACUGGGAUAUCAGCAAGCAGGCAUCCCUGAGUGACAGCAAUGUGGAGGCCCUCAAAAAACUGGCAGCCAAAAGGGGAUGGGAGGUUACCAGCACUGUGGAAAAGAUAAAAAUAUACACUCUGGAAGAGCAUGAUGUUUUAUCUGUUUGGGUUGAAAAGCACGUGGGAAGUCCAGCACAUUUGGCUUAUCGUCUCUUGUCUGACUUUACAAAGCGACCUUUGUGGGACCCCCAUUGUGUGUAUAACACUUACACAGUGGCAGUGAAGUCGGUCAUUUUGCCGUCGGUGCCCCCGUCUCCACAGUACAUCAGAAGUGAAAUCAUAUGUGCCGGAUUUCUCAUCCAUGCUAUUGACAGCAGCUCAUGCAUUGUAUCUUACUUUAACCAUAUUUCUGCUAGCAUCCUUCCUUACUUUGCUGGAAAUCUUGGUGGCUGGUCGAAAUCCAUUGAAGAAACAGCAGCCUCUUGUAUACAGUUCUUAGAGAAUCCUCCUGAUGAUGGGUUUAUAAGCACAUUUUAAAUGGUCAACUUUCAAUUACCGGUAAUUUAAUUUCCCACUUUUAAUUCCAGACACCCUUAGCCCUGACAUUUGUCAAGCUUUUGGGCCACAAAAUAAUUAAUAUAAGCCUAAGCAAAAUGCAGUGAAAAAGUUAAAAAAUAAAAUGCAUCUUAAGUCAAAUACCAGUGAUUUGGAUUAGCAUUAAAAGAGCUUUAAAAUUCUGUUUUAAGUCAUCUGUGGCUCUGCCUCUUCCAGGGGCACAGAUAGUGGAAAAUUGCCUGUAUGCAAUACUAUGUGUUCUAUAAAAUGGCAUGAAUUUAGUUUAAAUUACCAUAAACAUUUUUAGGUUACAGAGUGAAACGUGUGUUCUGUGUGAAAUUCCAAAAAAAAAUUAUAAAAUCUAAAAUGAUGAUUUGCUAA